CGGGAAAGCAGCCCCAGGACCUUGAUCUACCGCUGUGAUUCCCAUCUUCUCCUCCAGACAUUCACAACCACUUCUAUACACUCAACACAAAGAUGAAGUUCCUCAGCAUUCUCGGCGUUGCCUUGAUCUCGGCCAGCGCAUCGGCGCGUAGCCUUGGCUUCAUGGGAAGCGACUCGCAGCACGCGCUCGAGGAAGAGUUCCCCGUUCCAGGCGACAACCCUCUGCUCUUCUGCGCCGCACCCAAGGACAACAUUCUCGAGAUUGAAAAGGUCGACCUGUCGCCCAACCCUCCCUCUGCUGGCGUCACUCUGUCCAUCAAGGCUUCGGGAGUCUUGUCGCAGGAUGUCGAGGAGGGAGCAAAGGUGCACCUGCAAGUCAAGUACGGAUUGAUCCGCAUCAUCAACCAGGAAGCCGACCUUUGCGAUAACCUCAAAAAUGUCGAUCUUGAAUGUCCCUUGAAGAAGGGGCCCAUGGAGUUGACCAAGGAUGUCGAUCUCCCCAAGGAGAUUCCUCCGGGCAAGUACACUGUUCUCGCCGACGUCUACACCAAGGACAACGAGAAGAUCACCUGCUUGACCGCUACCGUCGUCUUCAGAAGAGGUGGUGCCUUUGAGGUUGUUGCCUAGACGACCAUCGCCUGCAAGCAUGGAGAGGAACGAAGGACGAGGACAAGAUUGCAUGGGCAUCAUGUAUUAUUGGACGACGAUGUUGGAAGCGCACAUGGCACACUCAGCAUUGCAGUACACGGAGCAGUAGUAGUAAUAAUGUCAUCAUCAUGAAGUGUUGAAGAAAGUCUUUCUCUCUGUAAUUCGGGGGGUAUCGUGUGAACUUGGCAAACAAACUGGAAACUACUCUCCAAACAACUUCUUGACACGCUUCAUGACGCUGUCCUUUUCCGGGUCGUAAGGGUGGUCCUUGGAGGGGAUCUCGAGGAGCGAGGGGAAGGCUUGGGUGUACGAGUCGACGCGGCUGCGAAUCUUGUCGGCGAUCUGUGACGGGGGGUGAGUAUGGAAAGAGGAA
Messenger RNA from Aureobasidium subglaciale EXF-2481, 1020 nucleotides. RefSeq lists its product as uncharacterized. The coding region runs from base 93 to 626 and encodes 177 amino acids. The transcript is spliced from 3 exons. The record is from RefSeq and is a predicted model, not a curated record. Gene Ontology annotation, biological process: intracellular sterol transport. Lineage: Eukaryota; Fungi; Ascomycota; Dothideomycetes; Dothideales; Saccotheciaceae. Gene Ontology annotation, molecular function: sterol binding.